Cervus elaphus (red deer) is the source of this 1708-nucleotide messenger RNA. Its product is annotated as protein YIPF5. The transcript has a single exon. The record is from RefSeq and is a predicted model, not a curated record. Gene Ontology annotation, biological process: vesicle fusion with Golgi apparatus; endoplasmic reticulum to Golgi vesicle-mediated transport; regulation of ER to Golgi vesicle-mediated transport. Gene Ontology annotation, cellular component: trans-Golgi network; membrane. Lineage: Eukaryota; Metazoa; Chordata; Mammalia; Artiodactyla; Cervidae. The coding region runs from base 114 to 887 and encodes 257 amino acids.
CUUUCUGACACGUAGCAACCGGCCCGGUACAGGGUCCUUAGCUGAGUUUGGGGGAUUUAGGGGGCUGCCAGAGCUACCGCCGCCACCGCUGCUUCCACGUUUGAUCAUUUGCAAUGUCAGGCUUUGAUAAUUUAAACACGGAUUUCUACCAGACAAGUUACAGCAUCGAUGACCAGUCACAGCAGUCCUACGAUUAUGGAGGAAGUGGAGGACCCUAUAGCAAACAGUAUGCUGGCUAUGACUACUCGCACCAGGGCCGGUUUGUCCCUGCAGACAUGAUGCAGCCACAACAGCCAUACACCGGGCAGAUUUUCCAGCCAACUCAGGCAUAUACUCCAACUACACCUCAGCCAUUCUAUGGAAACAACUUUGAAGAUGAACCACCUUUAUUAGAAGAAUUGGGUAUCAAUUUUGACCACAUCUGGCAAAAAACACUGACAGUUUUACACCCCUUGAAAGUAGCAGAUGGCAGCAUCAUGAAUGAGACUGAUUUGGCAGGACCAAUGGUUUUCUGCCUUGCUUUUGGAGCUACAUUGUUACUGGCUGGCAAAAUCCAGUUUGGCUACGUAUAUGGGAUCAGUGCAAUUGGAUGCCUAGGAAUGUUUUGUUUAUUAAACUUAAUGAGUAUGACUGGUGUUUCAUUUGGUUGUGUGGCAAGUGUCCUUGGAUAUUGUCUUCUACCUAUGAUCCUGCUUUCCAGCUUCGCAGUGAUAUUUUCUUUGCAAGGAGUGGUAGGAAUCAUCCUUACUGCUGGGAUUAUUGGAUGGUGUAGUUUCUCUGCUUCCAAAAUUUUCAUUUCUGCAUUAGCCAUGGAAGGACAGCAACUUCUAGUUGCAUAUCCUUGUGCUUUGCUAUAUGGAGUCUUCGCCCUAAUUUCCGUUUUUUGAACUGAAUUUAUCUGGGAUGUGGACAUCAUUGGGCCAAGUAAUGAAAAGGACUUUGAACUCUUUAAUCGGACCAGCAAACGGCUGCAGUGCAACUCUCAUGCAGAUCUAAUGUUUGACUCUUGGAGCAGUGGAAGUGAAUAAGUAUCUUUUGUUCAUUUUUGUAGAACUUUUGAAUACUAUAUUGGAUUUAUGCAGUAUGACUAGAUUUAAAAGGUGUUUGUGCUUAUACAAAUAAGAAGUGCUAUUUCUUUCCUGUUCCUGCAGCCUUAGAAAAACAACUUUUUCCCUUGCUAAUUGUAUAUUAUGGUGUUUUUGAUAGAUUUUUAUCAACUGUGGGAAACUAACCACAGAGAUGAUAUCUUAAAAACAAUCCAUAGUAGAGAAGACACAGGACUUAUUGGAGAAAUAUUUUCCCAAGGAAUUAGGAAAGAAAACUUGCCUGUAUUGUCAAGUCAGAUGCAAUUGAAGCCGAAAAGUGAUCCCAAUGUAAAGUUUUAUGAGUUUGCACUUCAGAAAUUUGACAUUCCUCUGAGUUAUUUUAUGGAAUUUUGGCUAAAAUUCAGCAAUACAGGUAGUUCACAGUCUACCUUAUUGUAGACAUGGAAUGGAAUAUCUAUUUAAAUAGUAGCAUUAACUAAAACAUAGUGACCUAGACUGGCCACAUUAAUGUUAUAGUUGGAUUUCCAUGUUUCCCAGGAAAAAGAAAAUCACUAACCAUUUUUGAGGAAAAUACUUAAAAUGUCACAAUUUCAGUAUUGCAGUUCCCAAUGUAAAGUGCGUUUGAUGCUUACUGAUUAAAAUUUUCCCAAUUAAUUUAAAAA